Pogonomyrmex barbatus (red harvester ant) is the source of this 1555-nucleotide messenger RNA. RefSeq names its product oxaloacetate tautomerase Fahd2a, mitochondrial. Lineage: Eukaryota; Metazoa; Arthropoda; Insecta; Hymenoptera; Formicidae. Gene Ontology annotation, molecular function: catalytic activity. The record is from RefSeq and is a predicted model, not a curated record.
UCUCUCGAGAGCGUGGGUACCUCAGUUACGUUUCGUCUCUCACGGUGUAUGUUUGUUGGACGAUCGCUCUUUCAUUUUCUUUGCUCGCGCAUCUCUCUCUCCCUUUAUCAGUUCGAUAAUAAUCGAUAAUAAUCGAAAAAAAUGCCAUAUCGUGGAAAAUUACGGUUGCUUAGCAGAGCAUGCCUUGCAUUAAGUAACGCGUGCGGGAGAAGCGAGAGUAGCCCGUGCUUCGCCAUCGCCAGCAUCGCCGGCAGCAGAAAUUUCUCUGUGGGCCGCACGCUCAAUAUGAGGUUCGUCCAAUUCACAAACAAAAGCGGGGGCCCGCCGCACCUCGGUGUCCAGCUGAAACAGGGUGGCGACAUCAUUGCUGUGUCUGCAGUCGACUCGCGGAUCCCAAACACGUUGAAAAAAUUUCUAGAAGGUGGCGAUGAUCUGCUCAAGAAGGCCAAGAGGGACGACGAUUUCGACCUAAGGAGGACAGUAGAGAGAAUAAUCGCCGAGGGACGGAGCGUCACGCCCGAGGCCGACGUGAAUUUUCUGGCGCCAGUCACGCGUAUGGACAAGCUCAUCUGCAUCGGCCUCAACUACAGCGGACAUUGUCAGGAGCAAGGUAAACCGACUCCGGAGAGUCCGAUAGUCUUUAACAAAUUCCCCAGCAACAUCAUCGGGCCGCACGACAACAUCCAGCUGCCGCAGAUCUCGGACAAAAUCGAUUGGGAGGCCGAACUAGCGAUAGUGAUCGGGAAGAAAUGCAAAGGUCUCAGCAGUGACAACGUUGAGGAUUGUAUCUUCGGUUACACAGUAGCGCAAGAUAUAACGGCGCGCGACUGGCAGAAGCGGAAUGGUGGUCAAUUCCUGCUUGGCAAAGCGAUGGAUACGUUUUGUCCUCUCGGCCCAGCCGUGAUCACUAAGGAGGCGAUAUGCGACAUCAAUAACUUGUCUGUGAGAACAUGGGUGAACGGUAAAUUAAAGCAGGACGGCAACACCAACGAGCUCAUCUUUAAACCACAUGAAAUAGUCGCUUAUAUUUCUCAAUUUAUGACGUUGCUACCAGGUGAUGUGAUUCUCACUGGUACACCGGCUGGUGUAGGAUUCACGCGUAAUCCACCUGAAUUUCUGCAGCGUGGCGACGUACUUGAAACGGAAAUCGAGAGUCUGGGACGUUUGAGAAACAAAGUGAUCUGAUUUAAAAGAUAAAGCAUACCUUUGGAAAGCGUUAACAGAACUUUGUGAUCCUCACAAGACUGGACUUAUGUUUCCCUCAGGAAUCAACAUCCGCGAUAUAACAUUGAACUGUCCCAGAGUCUGUAUUUUUGAGAACAUAUUCGGAAUGAAACGUUGAAUCGAAUAUGUUCUCAAGUUACAAGAAUAAGUAUUUAUAUUAUACCAAUAAUUUUAGCGCAAUUGCAAAUGUUUAUACUACAGAUAGCGUCGCCCCUUUUCACUCAGGGGCACAAAUAGGGACAUCAAAUAUACCUUUGAUAACGCAGCAACGCUAAUUUUUUAUGUAUCACAUAUUUUAUGUAUUUGUAUAAUUAAAACAAAGUCAUUUCUA